AUGAAUGUCGGCGUAGCUAGUAGCGAUCCAAAUCCUAACUCAACUUAUUUUAGUAGCCGAGGAAUGUGGGUGACUUACAUACUGGUCGUUGCUUUCAUACAUUAUGUCUUCCUCAGUUUGCCAUUUCUAUCUGUAGCCAUGGCCUGGACACUUACGAACGUUAUCCACAAUAUGUUGAUGUUCAUAAUAUUGCAUAUUGAGAAAGGCACACCAUUUGAAACAGCGGACCAGGGCAAGUUCAGAUAUAGAACAGUGUGGGAACAGUUGGAUUACGGCAUUCAGUUUUCACCAUCUAGAAAGUUUUUAACGAUUGUACCAAUCAUCUUAUUCUUCCUAGCUAGCUUUUACACAAAGUACGAUUACUACCAUUUUGUCUUUAACAGCGGUUCACUUUUACUCGUGCUCAUCCCUAAACUGCCCCAGCUUGACGGUGUUCGAAUUUUCGGAAUAAAUAAAUACUAA
Messenger RNA from Helobdella robusta, 462 nucleotides. RefSeq lists its product as hypothetical. Bases 1 to 462 code for a protein of 153 amino acids. The transcript is spliced from 4 exons. Gene Ontology annotation, cellular component: endoplasmic reticulum membrane. NCBI's taxonomy places the organism in Eukaryota, Metazoa, Annelida, Clitellata, Rhynchobdellida, Glossiphoniidae. The record is from RefSeq and is a predicted model, not a curated record. Gene Ontology annotation, biological process: negative regulation of ceramide biosynthetic process; intracellular sphingolipid homeostasis; ceramide metabolic process.